Molecule: messenger RNA, 1610 nt
Organism: Anoplopoma fimbria (sablefish)
Lineage: Eukaryota; Metazoa; Chordata; Actinopteri; Perciformes; Anoplopomatidae
Gene: plin2
Product: perilipin 2
Exons: 8
Coding region: 50-1387 (445 amino acids)
Biological process (GO): positive regulation of triglyceride storage; lipid storage
Cellular component (GO): cytosol; lipid droplet
Source: RefSeq, a predicted model, not a curated record
CGGUGAGUAUCAGUCAACUUACAGUUUGUGAACACUUGUAACUACCGAAAUGUCAGCAGCUGUAAUAAUCGCAAAUCAGAAUGUGGUGGAGAGGGUUACCAGCCUUCCUCUGGUGAGCUCCACCUACAGCUUGGUGUCCAGCGUGUACUCCAACACCAAGGACACCCACCCAUACAUCAGGACGGUGUGCGAGGCUGCCGAGCAAGGGGUCCGGACCAUCACCUCUGUGGCCCUCACCACCGCCUCACCCAUCAUUGACAAGCUGGAGCCUCAGAUUGCCAUCGCCAACGACCUGGCCUGCAAAGGUUUGGACAAGAUUGAGAAAACCUUGCCGAUUCUUCACCAGCCAUCUGAGCAGAUUGUCUCCAGUGCCAAGGAUGUGGUAACCAACGCAAAGGAUGUUGUGACAGGCACAGUGUCCGGUGCCAGGGACACCGUCUCAGACACUCUGACCAGCGUCGUGGACAAGACCCGUGGUGCUGUGCAGGAUGGGAUGGACAAGACCAGGGCUGUGGUCAGUGGGAGUGUCAGCACAGUGCUGGAGAGCAGAGUGGCCCGGCUGGUGAGCAGCGGAGUGGACACGGCCCUCAGCACCUCGGAGAGUCUGGUGGAGCAGUACCUGCCUUUGACGGAGGACGAGCUGGAGCUGGAGGCAAAAACUGUGAAAGGCUUCGAGAACACAGAGCCAAGCUACUAUGUCCGCCUGGGUUCCCUCUCCACCAAGCUCCGAAAGCGGGCGUACACCAGGGCUGUGGCCAGAGUCAGGGACGGCAAGCAGCGGAGCAUGGAAUUCAUUUCUGAGCUGAACUCCACUGUUGACCUGAUUGAAUAUGGCAGAAAGAAUAUUGACGGGGCUAACCAGAUGGUGAGUGACAAGCUCAACUCUCUGGUGGCAUGGAGGUCCAAUGGUCACGAGGCAGAGGUGAUCGAGUCCCGCACCUUGACCCUGGCACGUUCCCUCACCCAGCAGCUCCAGACCACCUGUCUGGUCCUCGUCUCCAGCCUGCAGGGCCUCCCCAACCACAUCCAGCAGGAGGCGCUCUCCCUCGGCCGCUCCGCCACACAGGUCUACGUCGGUUUCAGCAAGGCUAACACACUGAGAGACCUGCCAGACAGUGUGCUGAACAGCAGCAAAGUCCAGCUGGGCAAAAUCAAGAACUCCCUGGACAGCGUCAUGGAUUACCUGGUCAAUAACACGCCGCUCAACUGGCUGGUUGGUCCCUUCUACCCCCAGUUGGCCCCAGAGCCGACUCGCACGCCAGAUUCUGCAACCAGCAGCAGCAGCAGCAGCACAGGAGCCUGGUCCUCCAGCUCUCACCUCACCCAGUCACAUCGGGAGCAGCCCAAGGAAGUCGAGAUGGAGACAAUGAAUUCCCAGCAGCAAUAGUGAUCCAUUACAGCUUUAUGUUCUGAGUUUUGAACAAUGUAUUCCUCCUUGUAGGCAAACGUUUGACUCUACCAUUGUUCCAUGUCAAACACCACGCUAUUUUAGACUUUUUAAUUCUUGCUGAAAUCUCAUUUUUAUAUGCUAGCCAAUCUAGCAAAACCUGUAAUCCUGUGCUUUCUACAUAAACUUGACUGGAAUUAAAUUCAAUACAUUUUGAAACUUG